Molecule: messenger RNA, 2220 nt
Organism: Bufo gargarizans (Asiatic toad)
Lineage: Eukaryota; Metazoa; Chordata; Amphibia; Anura; Bufonidae
Gene: PHKG2
Product: phosphorylase kinase catalytic subunit gamma 2
Exons: 9
Coding region: 85-1272 (395 amino acids)
Biological process (GO): glycogen biosynthetic process; protein phosphorylation
Cellular component (GO): phosphorylase kinase complex
Molecular function (GO): ATP binding; phosphorylase kinase activity; calmodulin binding
Source: RefSeq, a predicted model, not a curated record
GGCUGUGGAUCCUCACUUCCGGUACUCGCGCAGUGGUGGCGGCGGACGAGUGACCCUCUGACGUUCCCGCUGUGGACCCGCGCAAUGACCCGAGACGCAGAACCCCGCGACGAGCUGCCGGACUGGGUGGGCGCCAAAGAGUUCUACCAGAAAUACGACCCCAAGGAGAUCAUCGGCAGGGGGGUGUCCAGCACGGUGCGGCGCUGCAUCCACAGAGACACCAGGCGGCAGUAUGCAGUGAAGAUCAUUGAGGUGACCCCAGAAAGGAUGAGUCCAGAACAGCUGCAAGAGGUCCGAAUGUCCACUGCCAAGGAAAUGGAGAUCCUACACCAAGUUUCCCAACAUCCCUUCAUCAUCACACUGAUUGAUUCAUACGAGUCCUCCACAUUCAUAUUCCUGGUUUUCGACUUGAUGAAGAGGGGGGAGCUGUUCGACUACCUAACAGAGAAGGUGACCUUGAGUGAGAAGGAGACCAGGUGCAUCAUGCGUUCUCUGUUGGAGGCGGUCUCGUAUCUACACGCACAUAACAUUGUUCACCGUGAUCUGAAACCAGAGAAUAUUCUCAUGGACGACUGUCUGAACAUCAAGCUUUCUGACUUUGGCUUCAGUUGUGUUUUGAAGCCUCAGGAGAAGCUGCGAGAACUCUGUGGGACACCAGGAUAUUUAGCUCCAGAAAUCCUCAAGUGUUCAAUGGACGAAACCCACCCAGGAUAUGGAAAGGAGGUGGAUCUGUGGGCAUGUGGGGUGAUCAUGUUUACGCUACUGGCUGGCUCGCCUCCAUUCUGGCAUCGUAGACAAAUGUUAAUGCUCCGCAUGAUUAUGGAUGGACGCUAUCAAUUCAGUUCUCCAGAGUGGGAUGACCGAUCUGCGACCUCAAAAGAUCUGAUCUCCGGUCUUCUUGAGGUGUCACUAGAGAAGCGUCUUACAGCAGACCAAGCCCUUCAGCACCCAUUUUUUCAAAGUCACCAACGAGGCGGUGGCUCCACGGUCACUCCAUAUCACCGCUUCCGGAUCGCGGCUUGGACCGCUUUGGCUUGUGUCCGCAUUCUUGUUCGAUGGCGACGAGCUCGGCCCAUUACUCGUGAGCUUCUCAUAAGAGAUCCAUACGGAGUAAAGGGCAUCCGGAGACUUAUCGAUGGCUGCGCUUUCCGGAUUUAUGGGCACUGGGUGAAAAAGGGAGAAAGACAGAACCGCGCGGCUUUAUUUCAGAAUCAGCCGAAAGCCCUUUUAUUAACGAUGGGGGAUGAUGAGGACCAUGAUGGCGAACUGUAAGUGAUGCAAAAACAGGGUCUGAAGAGUAAGAGGAUCUGUCUGCUGCAGGACUGUUUACCCAUCAUGGGUCACACUGCAGCCAGCCGGACAAUAUCCUUCUGAGGGAUAGCCGCCCUACCGCCGUAAGGCUAUCUACACACUAAUUACCUGUCAUCUGGAUUGUUUUGGUGGCAAACUCUAGAUCUCCAUAAGACCACACGCAGAUGAAGAGGACAGUGUCUGAACGCUCGGCAGUAGAUCUGUGCCAUGUGAUUGUGGCCUGCCCCCACGUUCUACUGGGUUAGUACACCAACCUGGAAACUAGUGUACACCCCAUUGUCCAGAUGUUACUGUUGAAGGGGUUGUAUCCUGGCUGGCAGCUACUUCCCCCAAGCCCACCAUUUAUCAGAAGCCGACAUUGUGCCCUGUGGGUAAUGCGUCCUGUAGUGGGGCCUUGGAAUACAGGACGCACAUGCUCACUGCGCAUCUAUUUCUUCUCCUCAAUGACCCCUCCUCCAGCUGCGUCUCCGUGACGGACGACCACACCAAUGAACCUUACAAGUUGCAUCUAUUAGAAAUCCAGUUACACAGAUCACUGACCAGAAGGAGGCAGAGACUGUUACACAGGACACAUCUCGCAGCCCUCUGGUAGGAGGACCGCAGUCACAUGACAAACCCGGACGUGGGAUUCAAGCAUGGGGGAUAAGAGAGAGCUGGAAGAACGAGAGAACUAGAAGUAGUUCCGGCACAACUCCUUCAAUGCUGUAUGACUUACAUACGUGUCACGGCACUAAACUGUCGCCAUGUCUAUGUACAUGACGAGGCUGAGAUCGCUCUGAUGGGCUAGUCUGUACAACCGGAGGAUUCGAGCGCUUGGGGUCCCUGCAGUACACUAUUGUAGAGCCACCAGACCCACUGGCUCUGGGUACAGAAAGUGUUAAAAAAGAAAUAAAAAUGUCAAUAAAGAAA